Molecule: messenger RNA, 2431 nt
Organism: Brachypodium distachyon (stiff brome)
Lineage: Eukaryota; Viridiplantae; Streptophyta; Magnoliopsida; Poales; Poaceae
Product: replication protein A 70 kDa DNA-binding subunit C
Exons: 2
Coding region: 530-2161 (543 amino acids)
Biological process (GO): telomere maintenance via telomerase; nucleotide-excision repair; meiotic cell cycle
Cellular component (GO): nucleus; DNA replication factor A complex
Molecular function (GO): damaged DNA binding; single-stranded telomeric DNA binding
Source: RefSeq, a predicted model, not a curated record
UUUCCCCACCCGCCCCGACCUCGCCCGCCACUUCCGACAGCUCCACGAGCGCGAGCGCAACAAGAAGCUCCGCCGCCUCCGCAGCCUCAGAAGAGAUGGAACAGGACGAGGCUGACGAGGCGAGGAAAAAAAGAAAAAGCCCAGGGGUCUCAUGAAAAAAUGUGACGCCUGACGUGCGGGCCCCCUGUAAGAAUAGUGUCAAACGAGCUUAAACCCGUGUUUUGGGUGGACUGAGACAAUUGGACACAAAAGUUGUGGUUCUGUGGACAGAUUAGCAUCUACCAGUGCUCCGUGAGAAGGCUGCCUCAAAACCUGUGGUUCUGUGAAAUUUACUUUUUUGGAGGCCCUGAACAAAUGCACACUUUGCACCUGUCGGUACACGGCCGUGGGAAUAGGGGUCAUCAUUGUUCUCCAGCUUGAAAUACUGCGAACUGAGUGCACACUGAUCGGGAGUCCCACAAUCUAUGAGGUUAAUGCUCCUCAACCUAAGACCGGAUCCUAUUCUGAUGGCCUAGGCAUCCAUGGGAGCAUGAUCUCAAGGGCUGAGCAAGGUGUUACCAAUAUAGCAUAUUCUCCUCGUCAAGGCUUGUUGGGAUCUUCUACUGCUGCAAGGGCAGAGCAUGCUGUGAAGAAUCUGCCGUUCUCUGGAUUUUAUGGUCCAAUGCAAUCACAAAACGCAAUCUAUGCCAAGAUGCAGCAGCUUUCACUGAACUCUCAUAAAGGCCAAAGGCUUGCAGUUCCUUGGGCCUUUGGCUUUCCUGGUAAUACUUAUGGGUACCGUGUGCAUCCUUUGUAUCAACAAACACCUCCAAUGUAUAUGAAUGGAGGCCCUGUUACUAACAAUGAAGGUCCUGCCAUCCCAAUUGCUAAUUUAAACCCAUACCUAGCCAGAUGGACAAUCAAAGGUAGGGUUACUGGAAAGACUGAGGUCCGGCAUUUUGGCGAAGGGAAAGUCUUCUCCUUCGAUCUACUUGAUGCCCAGGGUGAUGAAAUUCGUGCAACAUGUUUCAAUUCACUGGUUGACCAAUAUUAUGACAAAAUUGUGGUUGGAAAUGUGUACUUGAUAUCUAGAGCAUCGGUGAAACCUGUACUCCGAAAGAAAGCCAACCCUUUAAACCAUGAGCAUGAACUGAUUCUGGAUGCUUCAACAUCUGUAGAAAGUUGUUCUGGUGAUGAUGGCAGCAUCCCUUUGCAGCGAUACAAUUUCCGACAGAUCAGUGAAAUAGAAAAUCUGGACUGUUCUUCCACGGUAGAUUUUCUUGGGGUUGUUACAUCAGUGAGCCCUUCUGUUACAAUAGCGCGGAAAAAUGGCCCAGAAGCCCAUAAAAGGACCAUUCAGCUGAAGGACAUGUCUGGUCGGAGCGUGCCAAUAACCCUGUGGGGAAACUUCUGUGAUGUUGAAGGACAGCUGCUGCAUUCACAGUGGGAGUCUGGUUUGAACCCUAUACUUGCUGUGAAGGGUGGCCGUAUCAGUCAUUUCAAUGGACCAUCUGUGGGCACAACUAGCUCAAGCCAGUUGAAAAUAAACCCUGACUUACCCGCGGCAGAAAAGCUGAGGCGAUGGUACGCAGCCGAGCAGGAGGACGAUGUUUACCAAACCAUUGUGCAGAUCAAUGAUGAGGACUUUGGGACGUUAAGUCAGCCUGAUUUGGCCACCGUUGUGGCUACAAUUUCAUUUGUAUGCUCUGGUGCCUGUUGCUACCCAGCCUGUGACUUGAUGUUUAAUGGCGAGCAAUGCAAGAAAAGGGUCACAGCUGAUGGUGAUUGGUGGUGGUGCAACAGAUGUCUUAGGAGGUCCAAAACUUGUGAGUACAGGUAUCAUAUCGUGUGUCAGAUUCAUGAUCAUACUGGUUCUACCUAUGCUACUGUCUCUCAAAAGGCGGCCAGGGACAUAAUUGGCCGCAAGGCACAAGAGUUUUACACAAUAAAAGAUGCUGUGCAAAAUGGCCAAGAAUUUGAGAAAAUCAUGCAGGGGAUUCUUGGGUGUGAAUAUCUGCUCAAGAUGAGCAUUAAGAAGGUCGCCGAGAACGGUAUCGUCGUGAAGCGUGUCAUAGUAGAGGCUGAAAGGCUGGACUUGUCAAACAGUCGCCGUGUCCUGGGAGCAAUCGACAAACUGUCGAAGGAUAACUCAUCUUCAUCUGUUGGUGACAUUGAGAUAUGAGCAUCGCGCAGAUCAGCUUCCGCAGCAUAUGUCUACACCAAUGCUUUCGCUUAGUUAUCUAUGAACCUACUUAGUUUGCUUUAGUUUCACUUAGUAGUAUGGUAUGCUGCAGUUAAUUAUGUAUAAUAAGCUACUCCUACGUGUGUAUGAAGUAUGAACUAUGAAGUACCUCUGCUCUGUGUUGGGCUUACCAUGACCUUGGCUUCCUUGUUAUGGAACCUAAGUUAGUAGCAUCCAACUAUCAGUUUAAUGGAUGUGUGCUUUUAUGCU